ACUGGAGCAGAGAAGACGCAAUCUCAACUCAGCUACGGGGCACAAAGAGUGGUCGAAGCUAUUGGUCUAGCAGCUGAGACGGAGCAUCAGUGGCCGGUUGAAGAGAGAAGAGUGGCUAUGGCAGGCUUCGAAAUCCCUCCACCUCCAUAUGAGGGUGAUAGCAACUAG
Molecule: messenger RNA, 168 nt
Organism: Closterium sp. Naga37s-1
Lineage: Eukaryota; Viridiplantae; Streptophyta; Zygnematophyceae; Desmidiales; Closteriaceae
Source: the annotation of a GenBank genome assembly